CAGUGCUGCGCAUGCGCACUCAGACUGCUGCAGGUUGUGGCUACGUUUUGUUUAGCAGGGAUGAGUCACUUGUCCUGUUCAGAUCAGGAAAACCCGGACACUAAUGGAGGGGAGCUGGGGGAUGCAAUCGCCCUCAUGGUGGACCUGCCUCACUCACAAGUCAACAGACCAUUUCAAACCCAUCGUUACUCUGAGUCUGAGAGUCAUCAGGAGGACCAAAGUUCAUCGACGGAGAGUGUCUCCAGACACCAAAAAAUUAAAGGCAAGGUGCCGAUCUGCACGGUGCUGUUCUGUACUGUCCUGACCAACAUCCUGGUCCUGUUCUGUGUGCUCUUCACUCUAACGGCCUUAUUCGGCUUUAUGAACCCCUUGCAGGAGCAGGUGCGAGAGCUGGGCAUUCAGUUCAAGUGGAUGAGGGAGUCCGGCUGCUAUGGAGGCAUGACCUUUGGCCUGACCUUUACGGUCAUUUCGCUGCUGUUUGCGACCACUGGUUACAAACAACCCAAUCGGAUGUCACUGAAGUUCCUCUGGGCAGCCUUUGUGUUCCAGGUGGUUGGGGCGGUGCUCUAUGUGGUAGCUGUGGGCCUCUACCUUCAUUUUGUGAUAUAUAUCAGUUCAACUGAUGUGUGCAAAAAUCUUGAGAGAAUUUCUACACAAAAUGGCCCAGCAAGGAUAAACUGCAACGUAGGCGGGGCAGACAUUGCAUCUUCUGUGUUUGGUCUGAUCACAGCCAUCCUGUACAUCACUGGUGCAGUGUUUACCUUCCAGAUGAUCCGAAGAGUGUCUCACUUCGACUUGCCAAGGUCAUGUCAAAGCUCCCUUACUCCCUUGCCUGGCAGUCAGCAGGAGAUCCAAGACUCAUCCUCUAAAUACUCCAAUUUUCGCUCCUUUACAGGUAUCAUUCUGAUGUCUAAUUUAAUUACCAACCUCCUGAUCCUGGGCUUCGUGAUCUCAGCUCAGGGGAACAUAUCUGGCCUUGACUCUUUGGAAGGGUUUGGGACUUCGAACAUCAACAUCCGCUUCAACCUGCAAGACGCCGAGCUGGGGCUAUUCCGAGAACUGGACAUCCAGUUCAGGCAGAUGAGAGCGCCGGUGUUCUACGGAGUCGGAGCCUUAAGCCUAAUCUUUGGGAUCAUUUCGUUGCUGCUGUAUGUAAUCAUUAGGAUAAACCCACCCAGUAAGAUGCCACAGAAGUUCCUGUGGGGAGCAUUUGUGUUUUAUGUGGUGGGGGUGGUGGUCUAUGUGGUAGCUGUUGGCCUCUACCUUCAUAUUGUGAUAGAUGUCAGCUCCUCAGAUGUGUGUUAUCACCUGGAGAAGCUUUAUUUGCGAAAUGGCUACACUUGGAUAAACUGCAACUUGAACAAGAAAGACACUUUUGCAGCCGUGUUUGGCAUGAUGACAGCCAUCCUGUACACCGCCGGAGCAGUCUUUACCUUCUGGACCAUCAGAAGAGUGGGUCCCUCCAUUUUGCAAAGGUCAUCUCAAACCGAUCUUACCUCCCAGUCAAGGAGUUUGGGUGAGGUCCAAGACAGAUCAAAGCAGAGGGUUAAAGGGUUGUUUUUGUUCUGUCCUGUCUUGAUCAACUUUGCGCUCCUGGUCUCUGUGGUCUCACAUCCGAUGAACUUGUCCCGCUCGCCCCCAAUGGGAAAGUUUGGCGCUUCUAACAUCAACAUCAGCUUCAACCUGCAAGGCACUGAUCUGGAGCAAGUCCAAGAACUGGACAUGCAGUUCAGGCAAAUGAGGGCGCCUGCAUUCUUUGGAGGCGUAGCCUUAAGCCUAAUCUUUGGGGUCAUUUCAGUGUUCUUUAUGGUCACUUUGUGCAAAUCACCUCACCUGAAGUUCCUGUGGGGAGCAUUUGUCUUCCAUGUGGUGGGAGCAGUGGUCUAUUUUGUUGCUUUGGGCCUCUACCUUUAUUUUGUGAUAUAUGUCAACUCCACAGAUGUGUGUUGUUACCUCGAGAAUGUUUAUUCACAAAAUGGCUACACUUGGAUAGAUUGCAGUUUCAGUAUUUCAGACAUUACUGUGACGGUGUUUGUCAUAUUCAUGGCCAUUGUCUACACCGCUGGUGCAGGAUUUUUCUUCUGGACCAUCAGAGAGCAAAGGAGUUUGCAAGUCCAGGGCACAUCAUCACAGGAGAUCCAAGGCACAUCAUCACAGGAGGUCCAGAGCACAUCAUCACAGGAGGUUCUAGAAAGUGCCCAAGACAUUUUAAUCAAAGGCAUUGUGCUGAUCAUGGCUGUCCUGCUCAACUUUUUGCUCCUGGUCACCUUGAUCUUUGAUCCGAUGAACUUGCCCUCCUCAUCUCCAAUGGGAAGAUUUGGCACUUCUAAAAUCAACAUCAGCUUCAACCUGCAAGGCACUGAUCUGGAGCAAGUCCAAGAACUGGACAUGCAGUUCAGGCAAAUGAGGGCGCCGGCGUUCUUUGGAGGCGUAGCCUUGAGCCUGACCUUUGGGGUCAUUUCACUGUACUUUGUUUUCACUGAAUGCAAACCGUCUCAUCAGAUGUCAGAGAAGUUCCUGUGCGGAGAAUUUGUCUUCCAUGUGGUGGGGGCGGUGGUCUACUUUGUUGCUAUGGGCCUCUACCUUUAUAUAGUGACAGACAUCAACUCCACAGAAGUGUGUUAUCACCUCGAGAAGGUUUAUUUGCGAAAUGACUUCACCUGGAUGACCUGCUUCUUAAGUCUAUCAGAUUUUCUUGUGUUCAAUUUCGGCCUGUACACAGCAAUCAUGAAUGCCAUAAGUGCAGUUUUUAUCUUUAAGCUUAACAGAAAAGUGGCUCGCUUCCUGCAAAAUAAAAAGAAGAGAGAGGACAAAAAGACGAGCCACCCAUCUCCACAAACCUCAUUGCCUUUGGCUGAAACCACCUCUGUGUAAAACGUGUCUAAAACUGCUUGUUUUUUUUUAGUCUAAAGUGAGGACACAGGAUACCCCCAUCAACAGUUUAGACAGAUAAGAAGUUAAUAGACACUGGAGGCACACAGAAGAAGCGUGAAAAUGAAAGAACAUCUAACAAAGAGAAUUUGAACAGAAAUAUGAAACUAAACUCAAACUAAAAACAGGAAUUAUUUAAUCAGUUUAUCUAUAUUCUAACAAGUAUCUUUGAAGGUGUCUGAAAAGUAUUUUGUGAAUUUCUCUUCAGAAAAAGAACAAAAAGUGCUGAGUCUAUUAUAAAAUGUCAUUGUCCUUCUGUUUGCAUUGACAAAAUUUUGUUAUUUUUACUUGACUUUAGAUUACUUGUCAGCUCAAAUUAAAUGUUUGGUUGAUUGGUU
Messenger RNA from Oryzias melastigma (Indian medaka), 3269 nucleotides. RefSeq lists its product as uncharacterized. The coding region runs from base 61 to 2874 and encodes 937 amino acids. The transcript has 11 exons. Lineage: Eukaryota; Metazoa; Chordata; Actinopteri; Beloniformes; Adrianichthyidae. The record is from RefSeq and is a predicted model, not a curated record. Gene Ontology annotation, cellular component: membrane.